AUGCAAGGGCAGAACAAAAUAGAGCAUUUGCCGAAGAAUUUUGUGGCUAAAGAAAAUCUAGAUGACGUCGCUUCGGGCAUCCUGUCUUUUGCGAAAGACGGAAUUGGUGCCAACAUAACUAAUGAACUUCUUAAAACCAUGGGCCAAGAUUAUAACCCAACGGCUUGGUCAAUUGUUGGUCCAGCGGCCAUAGACAAGGUGCUGAAAAUGUCCUGCCCUCAGCUGAUUCACUCGGCCAACUACCGGGCAGAGCCCUUCAGUAACUGUCAUGGCAUAACAGUAUUCAGCUACGAUUUUUUCUAUCCAUAUCACUACACGGAGAUCGAAGAUAUAUUUAGUGCUCCAACAGUAGAUUUCGACUUGGGAAGACCUUACGCUUACCAUAUGUGGAACUUCUUGUCGCAUAACAUAUCUAUUCACAAGGACACGGUGUACGAAAUUGUUGCUGGCGCCUUCUGCCCUACGAUCCAUGACACGUACAGAGAUGAAUUUUGUGUUGAAGAUAAAUUUGAAUUACCCUAG
Messenger RNA from Helicoverpa armigera (cotton bollworm), 522 nucleotides. RefSeq lists its product as uncharacterized. NCBI's taxonomy places the organism in Eukaryota, Metazoa, Arthropoda, Insecta, Lepidoptera, Noctuidae. Gene Ontology annotation, molecular function: hexosyltransferase activity. The coding region runs from base 1 to 522 and encodes 173 amino acids. The transcript is spliced from 3 exons. The record is from RefSeq and is a predicted model, not a curated record. Gene Ontology annotation, biological process: glycosphingolipid biosynthetic process.